Ostertagia ostertagi is the source of this 804-nucleotide messenger RNA. The record is from the annotation of a GenBank genome assembly. Lineage: Eukaryota; Metazoa; Nematoda; Chromadorea; Rhabditida; Trichostrongylidae.
AUGUUGGAUCAAGUGCGAGGGUCGAAAGAGCUCGAGAUUGUGCUCAAUCACACGACAACUGCCUGGGAAGAGGUGACAACAAGAGGCACUCCAACGACGGAGCAGCUGGCCCGAUUGAAGCUCGCAAUUAAAUUACGGCAGAAGAGGGUACGUCCACUCACACGAGAAAUAGCCGAAAAUAUCGUAUUUUGGAGCUUGUCCACCAAUCAGUGCUGUUUCAGUUUGUCGCUCACCCGAACUGUCAACAGGCUGCUGUCCGGUCUUUGGUAUGAAGGAUUGCCCGGGUUUCGAAAUAUGAAUAUUCUUUUCAAGUGCCUUCUGAUCGCAGCCGUUGGGCUGGCAUUUCCGAUUCUUUCAAUUUCAUAUUUACUCGCGCCCAAAUCGGCGAUCGCUCAGUUUACCCGUAAGCCUUUCGUGAAAUUCCUUUCGCAUUCCGCCAGCUACAUCGUCUUCCUCGCGCUUCUUAUCAUGGCUAGCCAACGAAUCGACCGCGUCGACAACAUGUUUCGUGAAGAAAAUGCGCCUUCGAGAAAAGAAGGCCGAGGACCGUCUCCCACACCUGUGGAAAUGGCCAUCACUAUUUGGGUUCUUGGUUUAAUAUGGGUAGAGAUCAAGCAGUUGUGGGACUGCGGCCUCCACGACUACUGUCACAACUUAUGGAACAUUCUCGACUUUAUCACGAACUCACUCUACCUCUCCACGCUGGCUCUGCGAACUGUUGCCUAUUAUCAGGUCAAUCAGGAGAUGAAGGACCCACGAACGCAGCACAUUGGGCGCUUUCUUCAGAGGUAUCGUCAAUUUUGA